Molecule: messenger RNA, 1136 nt
Organism: Rhodofomes roseus
Lineage: Eukaryota; Fungi; Basidiomycota; Agaricomycetes; Polyporales; Fomitopsidaceae
Exons: 3
Coding region: 74-976 (300 amino acids)
Molecular function (GO): protein binding
Source: RefSeq, a predicted model, not a curated record
UAUACUAUGUAAUUCAGGGACGCUGCGCAUCCCUCAGGAUCCAAGGCCGCCCCGCUCUCCUUUGCCCUAUACUAUGAGCAUGGAUUCAAGUAUCCUACCUCCGGAGCUCACCGACCACAUCAUCGACUUCGCAUGGGACGAUCCACCGACUCUAUGGAGCUGUGCGCUGACGUGCCGCGCAUGGCGAAUCCGAAGUGAACUGCGCCUCCGGGACUUCGACGGGAUCGAGCUCAACAGCGUGGCUGAUCUGAAUGUGUUGACGGAACGCAUUGCCCGCCCUGGAAGCAGGCGGUUCCUCACCCCUAUUCGCUACCUCUUUGCCUCGGAGGAUCCAGAGAGGCCAUUCAUACACAUCAUACCUCUGUGCAUCCCCGGGAUGUUUGUCCCGAGGCUUCAAACCAUCACGUUCGCGGACCUGGGGCGGCUGGAAUCAGCGACCACGAUGAAUUUGCACCACAGCUUCUUCACCCUCCUCGCAUCGUACAAGUCGGUGACAAGAUUGUGUAUCCAGGGUGGCUGCCUUCGUGAGACGGACUUGCGCAGGAUUGUGGAGGCCCUUCCUUCCUUGAAGGAUGUUGACAUUUUGUCGUUGAACUUUGUAAGACCGCCUCACGGCGCAGGUCUGGUACAAGAACAAGAACGCGGUCGCUCCUGGAAGCGACACUCGCUGGAUCACUUCACAUUCUUGUGGUCGCGAUCGGUGACUGGAUUCGGGCAUCUGGAGCUGCUGCAAUGUCUGCAAUUCUUCUCCGAAGCACGCCAGAUUACGACCGAAGCAAAAAACGCGAUGGCAACGUUUCCGGCAGGAAGUAUGACCGCAGCUCGGUUUCCUGUUUCCCGCCUCGAUCUGCGGGCGGCCGUUUACAUGCGUGCUCCGGUGUUCUCGCUGCACCGUGAAUGGGGCCGGGACGCACGUUAUGAAAGAACCUGGGACGCGCCGGCUCCGAGUCCUCUGCAGACCAUAGCAGUCGUCUGACGUGAAGAUGGCACGAGCCUCAUCCACAACAUACAUCUGGAGGAGAUUGAGUACCAGUUCGACAUUAUGAAAGACUAUCCCGAUUUUCGAGCAACAAUACAAGCGAUCGUAGCCCUGCUCUCUCAAGGCGUUGGGGAGAAGGUUACCGAGAUAUGCGUGU